UAAAAUGAGCAUCGAUUGAUUACAUAUUCUACGUUCCAAUUUUAUAUGCGUAUUGAUAGAAUUAGUGGGUCUAUUAAUCAAUGGUAUACCGCAAUACAUUAUUUUCCACGUAAUAUAAGUAUAUUACUAGUUAGAUACCAAAUAGAAACAAAUAGAAUAAACGAAUAAACGAAACCAGAAACGUAAACAUAGGGUAACGUGAGGAAACGUAAACAUUAGGUCAUCCGGAAUUUUUUGCGUUCGUCGCUCGGGGCCUUAUCUCGUUCUGCUCAAGUAAACAAACCACCAAAUCACUCUACCGUCAAUCGUGUGGUCACUAGUUAUCCUCUGGUAAGGCAAGAGAACAUUCUCGACGUUAGUAGAAAAUGUAUCGAGAGUUUUUUGCGUGGUGAAAGAUGAAAGACCAAAAGAUACAUUUUCGUCACGUUAUGUUUCACUGCUUUAACAAAGAUAGUACGUUUAAAAAGGAGAUUUAUGACGUUUAUAGUGAUCGGUCUAUAACUGUUCAAAUAGUCCGGAAUUGGUUUAGGAGGUUUAGAAACGGAAAUUUUAAUCUGGAAGAUGAAGAUCUCAGCGGUUGUCCAUCCACCACUGAUACUGACCUUAUCAAGGCCUACCUCGAUGAAUACCUAAGGUUUAGUGUUCGUGAAAUAGCAGAUGCUUUAAACAUUCCGCAAACAACGAUUCAUGAGCAUUUAACAAAUCUUGGGUACGUUAAUCGCUACGAAAUGUGGGUCCCCCAUCAACUGACGGAGAGCAAUCUCCUGAAUCGAAUCUCAACAUGCGAUUUGCUAAUUCAACGCAAUAAAAGAGAGCCAUUCUUAAAAGAGUUAAUUACUGGGAAUGAAAGUUGGAUUCUCUACAACACUGUGCGCAAGCGAUCAUGGUGAAGUCGAGAUAAGUGUCCUCCAACGGUAGCAAGACCUGGACUUCACCCGAAGAAUGUACUGCUUUCAAUUUGGUGGAACUGCAAGGGUAUCCUCUACUACGAAUUACUUCCGGAAGGGCAAACGAUCAACAGUGAAAAAUAUUGUACCCAACUCGAAAAACUUAAGGAAGCCAUUAUCACAAAACGUCCUGAAGUGGUGAACAAACGUGACGUCGUGUUCCACCACGAUAACGCGAGGUCACAUGUUUCUUUAGCGGUGCGAAUGAAACUUCUAGAGUUUGAUUGGCAUGUUUUACCACAUUCUCCAUACUCUCCAGACGUUGCACCACUGGACUAUUAUUGUUCCCUUCUUCGCAAUAGAAAAUUCAAAUCAGUAAACGAAAUGAAAAACGGACUCGAAGAAUAUUUUAAAAGUAAGUCGAAAAAAUUUUGGAAAAAUGGCAUUAUGAGGCUCCUGGAGAGAUGGCAAAAGGUGGUAGAAGACAAAGGAUCAUACAUUGUUUUAAGAAAGGUACACAGAAGGAAAUAUAUUUUAUACUCGCCUCCUAUUUAAAAAACGAGAAGAACAUUCCUGAUAACCUAAUAAAAAAGGAAAAUGCAGAGUUUAAUAAAUUCUUUGAUUUGUAUCAAUUCUUUAUAAUCAUAACUGAAAUACGAAUGAACUAUGACGUAAAUAAAAUAAAUUUCAUCUAUUAUUCUUAUUUUUAAGCUGCAUUUACAUGUUAUUAUGCUACUAAAUUAUAUAAACAGCCUUCCUUUUAAGUAAAUUUUAUUAUCCUAUAGGCGAUAAAAUAGUAUAAGUAAACCAUUAGUCAGACUCCGGGCAGUAAAACGCAACAGAAUCGUCUCUCCUAAUCGAAUAUCAGCGCAAUUAAAUUACGCAAUAAAACAGCCAUACUAAACCCAAAUGAAACACCGAGUAAACGAAAGCAAGUUACUCAAACGGCGGGUAAUACCUCGGCAAACAAUUGCGAAUAAAUUUCUCAACUCAAGAUGGUUCCUCGGCGGAAUCCUCGUGCGAACUUCAGCAGAGAUUCACGAAACGUUUCCACGAGGAAACAGGGAGGAAUAAUUCUACAGAGGUAGGGUGAGACACAUCCUGUCUACAGACGUUCUCGUAUCGACAAUACUAAGGGACGAGGGAAAGAUUUAGGAGGAAGACGGUCGAGUAUAGUGAUUCGAUUAACGUCGUGUAAACUUGAUCUACUUUACGUACAGCUAACUCGUUCUUUGAACCUGUGUCAGGAUUGCAAGAUUGCAACCCACGGUUACACGUACAUCCUCCUUAUAAUAUAUUCACGAGCGUAGACCAGCGAACCACGCAUUUUCAUAACGGCACACGUACGCAACAUCAGGCGGCUUGUGACACGCUUGAAACGAUAGAGCGUGAGAUAGUCGAGGCUGGAUUAGCGACUAAACUGCCACCCAUCUUGCUGGAUCAUUCCAGUCACGAACCUGACACCUGAUGAAGUUCCGAAGUUUUAUGACCUUAAUAACUAGUUACAGGGUAAAUUCAAGGACAACUUGUCGAAAGGGCAGAUUCCAGUUACUUGUUAGACUCACUUGUUGAGCACUGAUUUACCAUUUCUUCCAUUGGCUAGCACAAUUGUUAGAAGCUAAUCGAAUGAAACAAUAUAACAUGAAAAUAUAAUAUCAAAAUAAUCAUUGUUAUUAGGUGAACACAUGAAGCUUUUAUCAAUUGAUAUAUCACUAAAUCAUACGUUAUAGAAAAAAAUGUUCAACUUUAAAAUAGUAUACAAUGAUAAAUCUAUAAAGAUAACGCUACUGGAAAGAAGAUUUAAAGAUUGAUAUAAAGAAAGUGCAUAUUUCAUAUGUUACAACCUAAUACUUAAAAUAAGGAUCUUUCCGAGGAAAAAUAAUAUGGAGGAAAAUUAGCCGUGUAUUAUUAUAGUAGCAGCGCAUGCGUCUAUCCUUAACAGAUUUUCCUUCGCAAUUAUUCAUCUUAAAAGAAUAUUCAAAUUUUUGGUGUUUAGUUGUUUUUUUUUUGGAAGGAAAAAAGAUUGUUGGUAUUUAAAUGUUCAUAUUUAAAAAAUGAGAAGAAUUUCGAUAUUUAAAUGUUCAUCUUAAAAGAAAGAUAUUUGUCGUUUAAAGAAUGAUACAACAAGCGAUGUAUAAGAGGAAAAAGAUGUAGAUAAAUUCAGGAGCAAUCUUAUACAAUUUAGAAACCAAAGACACGUUUAAUGAGAAUGUGCGAAAGAGCGUAACGUUAGGGCAAUAGGUAUGUUACGAAGCACGAUGUGCAAGCACGAUCCGUAACUUUCCAGUGGCAAGGAGCGACUGACCGUGCAUGAGAUAAGCGAAGCGUAUCAGUAAUUAAAUGGUUUAAGAUAUGCGAUCUUUUCGAAGUGGAAUCGUUCCGUCACCCAUGCGACACGUGCAACACGCGAAACGAGGCCGCUAGUGUUUUACGAUUCUAAUCGAGGAACAACGUGGCGCCCAGUCGUCGAUGGAAAUUCUGCCAAUGGAACGUCGCACAACCACCCAAUAUAUUCGUUUGAAGUAUAACUGCGGCUGAAACUUUGGUUAUGCACACUCCAUCUAUCGGAUAACAAGAGUUUACGUUGAGUAUCGUUGGACAAGAUUCAUUAUUUUUUCGCGUUUUCGUUUAUUUUCGUUUGAAUCAUGCUUCACAAUUUUGUGGAUCAACGAUACGACGAUACGAGUACCAUGAACGAAGGAGAUAGAAGAAAGUUCAACGUUCCUUACGAACGUCCAAUAUCAAAUCGAAGCAAACACACCGUCGUAUUGAAUUACAGCAGAGUAUUCACGAAAUAUUGGCGAUUAUACUGCAAGCACACAACUUUAGUGGGUCUGAAGUAUUUUUUGAAAGAUGAAGUAACCUGGUUGGAGAAGUUCCUAUGGCUUCUCGUAUACAUAAUCUCCAUAAUUUGCGGCUUUCUCCAGAUGGUCAAUAUUUAUCAGGCGUACAAAGAUAUACCAGUAACAGCCACGUUAGAGUCGGAGUAUUUUCCAACUAAUGAAUUAAAAUUCCCCGGUAUGAAGCGAACAUCAGUAAUUUGACCGUGAAUGAAAUUCUUCACGAAAUACGGAAAGUCGGUGAUUUGUACGAUUCGCCAUUUACCACUGCUGGUGAUUACACUCAGAUUAUUCAGCUGAUGUCCAAGUUUUACGGGAAUAAUUACGAUAUCACCGACGUAAUGGAACGUCUAACACCACAGUGUUCGUCUAUGUUACUCAACUGUUAUUUCCGCAAUCAGAGAAUGAAUUGCUCUGAUAUAUUCAGUGUCGGAAAAACGAAAAAUGGAUUCUGUUGCAUUUUUAAUUAUAUUGCUGAGAGUUUUGGUGAUGCUCCUAAGUUUUUUAAACAGGAGGAAUUUAAAUUGUAUUAUGUCGGAGACAUAGGUAUACAGAACGGUUUAACUGUGACGAUGGAUCCCUUAUUGGAUGAUUAUUUUUACACGAUACUACCCACUAUUGGUUGGAAGGUGAUGAUAUUCGACCCUUACGAUUACCCUGACUCGGGUAGCGGCAGCGUUUCGGACAUUCUGCUUGGUCCGUUAACCGAGAAGUACGUACGUUUGAAGGCGGUUGGGUUGUACAGUACCGACAAUAUUCGCUCAUAUUCGAUGCAGAAACGGGGCUGCAUUUUUUCCGACGAAUACGUUUCGGACGACACGCCUUACACCUAUAAUGACUGCAUAGUCGCCUGCAAAGUGGAGCACGUAUGGAACCAUUGCAAAUGUAGAGUGUUUUUCUAUCCAUAUGACGAAGAUUUCCACAGAACUUGCAAUAUGGAGAAUAUACAUUGUUUAUUGCAAUAUUACGAUGUAGCGUUUAACAUCGUACCUUAUAAAGACAAUAAUUUAAAUAGCUCGCUCGAUGAUCAGAAUGCAACAAUGUAUUGCAAAAAUUGUUACCCUGAAUGUGACGAUAUGAGAUAUUAUGUGCAAAGUACUAUAUCUAACAUAGAGCCUGGAUACUUCGACACAGAAUUAUUUCCAGACAUGAACGUAACGAAUCAUAGUGUUCUGCAUGUGUAUUUUCCAAAUUCGGGAACCGAGUUUUUGAAACAAGACGUGACUACCCGUUGGUACGAGUAUUUGGGUGAAGUUGGAGGACUCUAUGGACUUUACGUUGGCAUCAGCAUCAUUAGUUUCGUAGAACUGAUUUAUUUUAUCAUAUUAUGGCUCACUGAAGUGUUUAAAUCUCUCGAGGUACUAGAAGAAGAAAUUCCUCAUGAAAAUGCUAUACAUCCUAUUUAUUGGAAUGAAUUCUUUCCACAUCCAAGGGCUGUCAUGAAUAAUUAAUGAAAAUAGUAUUUGCUUCUGAUAUACAUUCGAUGUAUUUCUAUAUAUCUGCACUGUUCGCUUCACUGUUCGCUCGUUUUGCCAUUCAAUAAAUGUGCUUGCUUCUUAAAAGUUUCUUAUUUAUAUACUGGAAUCCUAUCAAUAAACAAACUUGUAAUAUAAUUACAAGAAGCAGAACUACUUUUAUCGAAAUAUUAACAAUUCCUGUUCUAUUGACCAAACUAUCAGUGUUAGAGAUUACGAACAGCAGCGAGUUUCUAACAUUUGAAAAAUCUUACUUUCACAAGAACAAUUCGUUGA
Molecule: messenger RNA, 5478 nt
Organism: Bombus terrestris (buff-tailed bumblebee)
Lineage: Eukaryota; Metazoa; Arthropoda; Insecta; Hymenoptera; Apidae
Product: sodium channel protein Nach
Exons: 11
Coding region: 4027-5178 (383 amino acids)
Biological process (GO): sodium ion transmembrane transport
Cellular component (GO): membrane
Molecular function (GO): ligand-gated sodium channel activity
Source: RefSeq, a predicted model, not a curated record